Molecule: messenger RNA, 975 nt
Organism: Aspergillus lentulus
Lineage: Eukaryota; Fungi; Ascomycota; Eurotiomycetes; Eurotiales; Aspergillaceae
Source: RefSeq, a predicted model, not a curated record
AUGUUACAAAAGAGACUAUUUGCGGCUCUUCGAGCUCUUCAACAUGAAAACCCAUUGGGUCUUCCGCGAUCCGGCACACCACCGUCAUUCCCGCGCCGCCGGGGGUUACCAGAAAAGCGCAAGAUCCGUGAUGUCAAAAAAGUGAUUGCGGUAUCAUCGGCCAAGGGUGGUGUGGGCAAAUCUACCAUUGCAGUGAAUCUCGCUUUAUCUUUAGCUCGCCGUGGGAUCCGUACGGGUAUCUUGGAUACCGAUAUCUUUGGUCCCUCUAUUCCAACUCUUCUUAACUUGUCUGGUGAACCCCGCCUAGACGAAAACAACUGCCUCGUACCUCUGACUAACUAUGGCUUGAAAUCAAUGUCAAUGGGCUACCUCCUCCCACAGCCAAAAGCGGACCCGUCGCAACCUGCGGGCAACAUUCCCAUGGACACCACUCCUAUCUCAUGGCGUGGUCUGAUGGUCACCAAGGCCAUGCACCAACUUCUCCAUUCCGUCUCCUGGGGCCCUUUGGAUGUGCUGGUCCUGGACUUACCCCCGGGGACCGGUGACGUACAAUUAACAAUCGGCCAAGAGCUUGUCGUAGACGGCGCCCUGAUUGUAACCACGCCACAGGAUAUCGCUCUGCGCGACGCCGUCCGCGGCUUUGGCAUGUUCGAGAAAAUGAACAUCCCCGUCCUUGGCAUGGUUCGCAACAUGGCCUACUUCGCGUGCCCGCAGUGCGGUCACCAAACGAAGAUCUUUUCCCACGGUGAUAGUCAUGGCCAUGGCUCAGAGGACUCAGGCGUGGUCACCGAGUGCAAGCGCCUAGGCGUUGAAUUCCUCGGGGAUAUCCCUCUAGACGCUAAGGUCUGCGAGGACGCUGAUCGUGGAGUGCCUACGGUGGUCUCAGAGGAGAGUGAUGACCGCAGCGUAAGGCGCAAGGCUUUUCUUGAUGUUGCCGAAAAGGUGGCGCGAAAGAUUGGUCUGGAGUGGAGUUGA